Colletotrichum chrysophilum is the source of this 3837-nucleotide messenger RNA. RefSeq lists its product as uncharacterized. NCBI's taxonomy places the organism in Eukaryota, Fungi, Ascomycota, Sordariomycetes, Glomerellales, Glomerellaceae. The transcript has 2 exons. The record is from RefSeq and is a predicted model, not a curated record. Gene Ontology annotation, cellular component: trans-Golgi network; endosome; plasma membrane. Gene Ontology annotation, biological process: retrograde vesicle-mediated transport, Golgi to endoplasmic reticulum; phospholipid translocation; endocytosis. Bases 1 to 3837 code for a protein of 1278 amino acids. Gene Ontology annotation, molecular function: magnesium ion binding; ATP binding; ATP hydrolysis activity.
AUGCCUUCUCCAACUUCGUACCGUUCCGCGGACCCGCCAAGCUCCCCAGCGAAUGAUUCCGAUUCAGACCUCGAUCUCGACAUCCAGGAGCUCGAUCCUGCGACUACGACUACCCACCGCAGCCCUGGACUCAUCCGCAGCGACCGCCAGACCACUGAACAUCGAUCGCCACGUAUAGCACUGCGAAACCUACGUAUGGGGGGCUCACGUCGGGCCGGGCAGAAGGCCAGAGGGUAUGGAGAGCUGGGCAAGAACCGCGACGACGACAGCGACGAUGGAGAAGCCCUUUUGGGCGAAUCCGAGGGCUCCUCAUCACGAUAUAGGGAUGGCAGAGGAUCCGACGAUGACGACUCGCCUCUCCUGCCGGGCGGAUCGCCUGCGAGGCGCCGUUCGUUUGCUGGGGAUAAGUUCGAACGUCUGAAGUCGGGUUUACGAUUGCCCAGCUUCAUGUCGAAUUCAGGGGCGCAGGAGGCAAACAACAACGACGACGAAGACCAGGACGAGGACGACCCAUCGACAUCCCGCCUUGUCGCCGUAGGGUCGUCCCAGUCGACGAGAUUUCCCCCGAACCUGAUAUCGAACGCCAAGUACACGGCCCUCUCGUUCCUGCCCGUCACUCUCUACAACGAAUUCUCCUUCUUCUUCAACAUGUACUUUCUGCUGGUAGCUCUGUCGCAAGCAAUUCCAGCGUUGCGAAUCGGCUACCUUUCGACUUAUAUUGCACCUUUGGCGUUUGUGUUGAUGAUCACCAUGGGCAAGGAGGCAUACGACGACAUUGAGAGACGACGUAGAGAUAACGAGGCGAACGCGGAGGAAUACACCAUUCUCACUUUUGACGAGCCCGGUCGUGUUAUGGCUUCGCACCGAUCCCACAAGAGACUCAAGUCGGAUUCGAUGAGGAGGGGCAAGAACUCGGUGAACAGCCGGGACAGACUGUCGGAUAUCCAGGAAGAGGAGGAGCGAGCAGAAGCAGAUGGGGGCCUCCCUCCGCCGUCGUCAUCUGUGCGCGAAGUCGUCCGAAAGUCUCGGGAUCUCAAGGUCGGCGAUGUUCUCAAACUCGGUAAAGGUCAGCGAGUCCCUGCCGAUGUGGUCAUUUUGAAAUGCAUCAGUGCGGAAUCUACCACCGCGGCCCCUGUGAUGGAGACCAUUGCGGAGGAGGAAUCCUUGUUGGUUGAUACAGACGAAGAGCAUUCGAAGGAUUCGUCUGACGCAAAGGGCAAGGAAGCAGAGAAGAACGAUGGGAGUGGCGGCAAUGCGUCUGGCGAGACAUUCAUCAGAACUGAUCAGCUCGACGGUGAAACGGAUUGGAAGUUGCGGCUGGCAUCACCUCUGUCCCAGUCGCUAUCAACGGAAGAAUUUGUUCGCCUCCGUGUCACCGGAGGCAAGCCCGACAAAAAGGUCAACGAAUUUAUAGGCACUGUCGAGCUCUUGUCUUCCAGAAGAGAUGCUCAAAAUCAACAAGGAGCGCUCGAUGGGGAUGAAGGAACUUCUGCACCUCUAUCGAUCGACAAUACAGCCUGGGCAAACACGGUAAUCGCCUCCAGUGGGACGACUCUGGCGGUCAUCAUGUACACUGGUCCUCAGACAAGGUCCGCCCUGUCUACAGCUCCCUCACGAUCCAAGACUGGUCUCUUGGAGUACGAGAUCAACUCUCUCACAAAGAUUCUCUGUGCUCUGACCCUGGCCCUAUCCGUUAUUUUGGUCGCUCUGGAGGGUUUCUCGAAUACCGAGGGCAACGUCUGGUACAUCAAGAUCAUGCGGUUUUUGGUUCUUUUUUCGACCAUCGUACCCAUCAGUCUACGUGUCAACCUCGACAUGGGCAAGAGUGCGUACUCUUGGUUCAUCCAACGAGAUCCGGGUAUUCCUGGGGCUGUUGUCCGAACGAGUACGAUUCCCGAAGACUUGGGCAGAAUCGAGUACUUGCUCAGUGACAAGACGGGAACCUUGACUCAAAACGAAAUGGAGAUGAAGAAGAUUCAUGUCGGUACUGUUUCAUACGCCAACGAAGCCAUGGACGAAGUCAACUCCUAUGUUAAGCAAGCUUUCCACAUCCAACCUGCCACCGAUCCUUCGACACGCACAGCUCUCGUCACGCCCUCCUCUCAGGUGUCCAGCUCGGUAAACGUCGGUGCUACUCGUACAAGAAGAGAAAUUGGUUCCCGUGUGCGAGACGUUGUUCUUGCACUGGCUCUGUGUCACAACGUCAUCCCGACUACAGAAGAGGAAGAUGGCAAGACAGUCGUCUCGUAUCAGGCGUCCUCCCCUGACGAGAUUGCAAUUGUUCGAUGGACCGAGUCUGUUGGUCUUCGUCUGGCUUAUCGUGACCGAAAGAGUAUGGUUCUGGAGUCGACAGAUACUGGCCGUGAAGUUGUGCGGGUGCGCAUUCUGGACGUCUUCCCCUUUACAUCUGAAGGGAAGCGCAUGGGCAUCAUCGUUCAGUUCUACGAACAGGCUCAAGCCGCGCCUCCCAAUCUGGCCGACAGCGAAAUCUGGUUUUAUCAAAAGGGUGCCGAUACGGUCAUGAGCGCUAUCGUAGCCGAGAACGAUUGGCUUGACGAGGAAACCGCCAACAUGGCCCGUGAAGGUCUUCGCACGCUUGUCGUUGGACGCAAGCGCCUGUCUUAUGAGCAGUACCAGGAGUUCUCCUCAAGCUUUCAGGCAGCUUCCUUGGCUAUUACUGGACGCGACGCAGGCAUGCAGCGAGUUGUUUCUCAUCAUUUGGAGCGCGGCCUGGAGCUUCUCGGCGUCACCGGUGUCGAGGAUAAGCUGCAAAAGGACGUCAAGCCUUCGCUGGAGCUGCUGAGAAACGCCGGGAUCAAGAUCUGGAUGUUGACAGGUGACAAGGUUGAAACCGCGCGUUGCGUUGCCGUCAGCUCCAAGCUGGUCGCUCGCGGGCAGUACAUCUAUACGGUCGCCAAGCUUAAGAAGAAGGACAACGCUCAAGACCACCUGGAUUUCCUCCGCGGCAGGACAGAUUCAUGUCUUCUCAUCGACGGCGAGAGUUUGGCCCUGUUCCUUACCCACUUCGGAAUCGAGUUCGUUUCUGUCGCCGUCCAGCUUCCCACCGUGGUCGCUUGCCGUUGCUCGCCGACCCAAAAGGCCGAGGUAGCGAAGCUGAUCAAGGAGUACACCAGGAAGCGAGUUUGCUGUAUCGGAGAUGGAGGCAACGAUGUCUCCAUGAUUCAAGCGGCAGAUGUCGGUGUCGGUAUUGUGGGCAAGGAGGGUCGUCAGGCCAGUUUGGCUGCUGAUUUCUCCAUUGACCAGUUUUUCCACCUGACCAAGUUGCUGGUUUGGCACGGACGAAACAGCUACAAGAGGAGUGCUAAGCUCGCUCAGUUUGUUAUUCACCGUGGUUUGAUCAUCGCUGUCUGCCAAACGAUGUACAGCAUCGCCAUCAAGUUCGAGCCAGACGGUCUUUACAAGGACUGGCUUCUCGUGGGAUACGCCACAUUGUACACCAUGUUCCCUGUUCUGUCCCUCGUUCUGGACAAGGACGUCGACGAGGAUCUCGCAAACCUGUACCCCGAACUGUACAAGGAACUUACAUCCGGACGAUCCCUCUCUUACCGCACUUUCUUCGUCUGGGUUCUCGUGUCCAUCUACCAAGGUUGCACCAUCCAAGGCCUGUCACAGAUUCUCACCUCCGUCGAUGGCCCCAGGAUGGUGGCCGUGUCGUACACCGUUCUGGUGCUCAACGAACUCAUCAUGGUUGCCAUUGAGAUCACUACGUGGCAUCCUCUCAUGAUCCUCUCCAUCGUCGGCACGUUCCUGAUCUACGUCGGGUCCGUGCCGUUCCUCGGCGGGUACUUUGACCUCCAAUUCAUCAUCACCUUGUAA